Manis javanica (Malayan pangolin) is the source of this 942-nucleotide messenger RNA. RefSeq names its product phosphohistidine phosphatase 1 (gene PHPT1). Lineage: Eukaryota; Metazoa; Chordata; Mammalia; Pholidota; Manidae. Gene Ontology annotation, biological process: peptidyl-histidine dephosphorylation. Gene Ontology annotation, molecular function: protein histidine phosphatase activity. Gene Ontology annotation, cellular component: cytosol. The record is from RefSeq and is a predicted model, not a curated record.
GGUGCCGGGGGCAACGCCCCGACCGGGUGUGGGGCAGUCAGAGCCAGCACACGGACCGCCCCCCUCCCAAAGGGGCCUGCCACCCGCGCCGCCGACACUCCGCCUUCGCGACCGUAAAAGUUCUCCGUGGGCUGGAUUUAUUCACUACCCACUCACGUUCCCCUUUAAGUGGGCCUGGCGUGGUCGCAGAGCUCCAAGGAGAUGGGUUGCAAUUGGCUAGCCUGUGUAUCUGGUCGGCGGAACGAUUGGCUGAGGCUGCGGGCCGGGGCAGCAUGCUCCCGAGGGAUUGGUCACGGGGUCCCAGAGCCCGCCUCCCGCACGGAGGACGCAGCGCGGGGUCGCCGGUGGGAAAGGCGGGCGGGCGCGCUCCAGGAACAUGGCGGCGGGCGACCUCGCCCACAUCCCUGAGGUGGACAUCGACUCCGACGGCGUCUUCAAGUAUGUGCUGAUUCGAGUCCACGCGGCGCCACCCUCCGGAGCCCCGGCCGGGGAGAGCAAGGAGGUCGUGCGCGGUUACAAGUGGGCGGAAUACCACGCGGACAUCUAUGACAAGGUGUCCAGCGAGAUGCAGAAGAAGGGCUUGGACUGUGAGUGCCUGGGCGGCGGGCGCAUCUCCCACCAGAGCCGGGACAAGAAGAUCCACGUGUACGGCUACUCCAUGGGCUAUGGUCGUGCCCAGCACAACAUCUCCACUGAGAAGAUCAAAGCCAGGUACCCUGACUACGAGGUCACCUGGGCUGAUGAUGGCUACUGAGGCCUACUCAGACCUGCUGCCUCCAGCAGCCAGCUCGAAACUCUGCCCUCCAGGCUCCUUCUGAGGGGCUGGGCUGCACCCCCUGGCACUGUGCCCCCUGGCCAGGCCUCAGAGAUGGACACCAGCCCAGCCCCUAUGCCCCGUGUGUACCUCACCCACAGGAAUUAAAAGCAUUGUCACCCCAGCGA